Messenger RNA from Oncorhynchus keta (chum salmon), 6249 nucleotides. Its product is annotated as leucine-rich repeat-containing protein 3B-like. Bases 423 to 1277 code for a protein of 284 amino acids. Gene Ontology annotation, molecular function: protein binding. The transcript is spliced from 2 exons. Lineage: Eukaryota; Metazoa; Chordata; Actinopteri; Salmoniformes; Salmonidae. The record is from RefSeq and is a predicted model, not a curated record.
UACUGUAUUGUAGCAGGCUGUGUGUGUGUGUUGUGAUGAGAUGAUAUGCUUCGACGCCUGUGCCUGCGCCUGCGUUUGACGGCUCAUAUUUCCAAUUUAAGCCGACAAGAAUAGGUUACCAAUUCCCCUGUGCCCCUCUUUAUAUUUACAGUCGUGUUAAUUUCUUCAACAACUAGAUCACGGGGAGCGGAGAGGCAACAACCAUCGGUAUUGAAUGUUGGUAAGCAGGCUCCAGUCCAUUGGGCUUUGACGCGGAUUCUCGGGCUGCGCUGCAUUGCUCGCGAGUACUGUAAUCGCAGCAGAGAUAUGGACCCUGUUCUGUGAAGCAUGCUGCACUGACAAAUGUUCUCCUCCCGGACAACAACAUCUGAAGUGGCUGGCUGGUUGGUGAACCUGUGACCUAUGCAGGGUUGUCUUGGCUAAUGGUCCAGGGGCUGUGUUCUUCUAGGAGGGUAUGCCUGUAUCCCACCAUGCCGCUGCUGGCAGAAUGGCUGCUGUGCCACUCCUUGGUGGCAUGCCUGCUGCUGCAUAGUCUGGUACUCAGCUCCACCACCGCGGGCCUCCACGGGGCGAACACCGGCUGCUCCGAGAGCUGCUACUGCUCCGAGUCUGCAGAUGGCGGGAGGGUGGUGCGCUGCAGCAACAUGCGCCUCGCGGAGGUGCCGCAUGACCUGCCUAACGACACCCGCCGACUUUACCUGGACGGUAACCUCCUCACCACCAUCCCCGCCGACGCCUUUGCGGGGCUUCCUUUACUCAACGAGCUGGACCUCUCCCACAAUGAGCUAACUCAGAUGGAGCCGGGGGCCUUCCGGGGUCUGGUCCCCUCUCUCAGGAGCCUGGACCUGUCCUCUAACAGACUGACCACCCUGGAGCCAGAGGUCCUGGGGGGCCUGAGGGCCCAGGCCAACCUCACCCACAACCCCUGGCACUGUGACUGCCGCCUCCAGGUGGCUAUGCCCCGGCUGGACCUGGAACCGGCCUCACUGGCUGGCGUGGUGUGUCACACUUCGGAGCCCAAGGAUGUCGGCGUAGAUACAGGGGUGCCCUUCGUCAUGGUGGCUGCCGACCUGGACCUGUGCGCAGGGCUCAAGAGGACCACGGACGUGGCCAUGCUGGUGACCAUGUUCGGCUGGUUCGCCAUGGUCAUCUCCUACCUGGUGUAUUACGUCAGGCACAACCAGGAAGACGCACGGAGACACCUGGAGUACCUCAAGUCCCUUCCCAGCAAACUGGACAGACCAGAGGAGUCCUCUACACUGAGCACAGUGGUGUGAGAAGUAAAAUACCAGACCUGGGUCAAAUGCGUUUUGUCAAGUACUUUCAUAUUCUGAAAAUGAGCAUGAUUGAGCUUGAUUGUUGUGCAAGGAGGUCGCGUUUGCACUUUUGGGACGAUUCUAUUGUAGUCGGUAAGCUAAAUCAAGCGAACCUGUAGUAUUUAAAGUAUUUGACAUAUAUUUACCUAAGUCAGGUGGCGACAAAGGAAAUAACAGCCAAACACCUCAAAAGGAUCAAAAAAGGAAAUGCCCAAACUUGGAAAUAGACCGGGAUACUAGUGUACUGUACAAGUUUUCAACCUGUCCAUCACCAGUAAUCCAUUGGAAACACAAUACCUCACGGUAACAUUUCAUUCAAACAAAUUCAUACUCUUUGAUAAAUUAAGGCCAUUAAAUUAAACAUUUUUUUUCACAUAGCUGUUUGUUGAAUGAAAUAAGGAAUUAUUUGACACAUACAUUUGUGAAUAUUCUACAUGUAUGUGCAAGUCAGUCUCAGUCUUUGUAAGAUACUCUGUAUUUGAAAAUGAUUUAACUCCAACAAGGUUUUGAACGAUUGUCAAAUCCAUAACUAUUUCACAAUGGACUUUUGUUGUUAUUCAGGAAUGCAUGAUGUCAUCAAAUGUUCCCAUAAUAGUGAUACUACUGUGCUUGGCAGUAUAACAGAGACUGCAUUGUUCUUCCAGCAGCUGCACUCAUUGAUUGUUGGAUCUUUAUUUGCUGGAUGAGAAGCCCCAUGUAAUCGUCAAACAUUUUACCAGAAAGAAUAAAAUCAUGAAAUGCUCCUUCAUUUUUAUUUUGUCCACAAUACCAUAUUUUUUUCCACAGUUGUACUGCAUGCAAAUGUUGCAUUUCACACUAAGUCUGCCUGAACAUAUCACAUUUUCAUGUAUUUUUAAGUGAACAAUGUGUUCAUUAUAUUGAAUUAUGAAUAAUUGACAGACCGUAGUGCACGAUGGCAAAACUAGUUUAGAAAUAUGAAUUGCACAACUUCAAUCAGUGGGUCCAAAAAGUUAUUUUUUUAAAGAAAGAGUUCACUGUCUGAAGUCUUAUUUCAAUUUCCUCCAAGCCUCAUGAAUUCCUUUGAUCUCACUAACACUGUAUGUCUUUUAGAAUUAUUAAUCUGCUUUAGGGACAGACUGCACUAAAUAUGGCUUCUGACACACACACACACACACACACACACACACACACACACACACACACACACACACACACACACACACACACACACACACACACACACACACACACACACACACACACUAACACACACGACUAAUGGCCACAAAGCACACAGUAAAACUUCACACCCUCAGGCUGUAAUAAAAAUGAUGGAUUUGACCCUUGCUCAACGUUUGGAAACUGGGCCUGCCAAUGGCAUCACACCUGGCCACAUUAUGACGUAGGAUGGGAACUAAUACAGAAUUAUGUUUUCCUGUCCUACUGGAACUAUUAAAACCCUGCCCCUUGACCCUGGUACAGUAUCUAGCCAGAGUCUGUCUGCUUUCUGUCUGUCUUAGGUGCUCAUUUGUGGAGGAUGGGAAGAUGGGUGUAACCUCUCUCUCCCUUGCGUUUAUCUGUCACCCUGAGCUCUUAAUGACCAUGGGAACAGACACACCACCAAUCUGAUGCUGAACCCUGAAGGUCACUCUCACGCACAAACACACACACACAAAUAAAUAUAGUUUACAUAAUUAUACAGUAUAGCCUGUUCAAUCUUAAAAAUGUCAGUCAUGAGCCUUACCAGACUCGGUUACAUUACCCUCAUUAGCAUGUGUUUAUUUGCAUGGACAAAUGAACUCACUCACAUUACCAUACAUCCUGUAAUAGGAGAAUGUUUGUACAUGGGUGCUAUUUAAGCAAUAAGGCAUGAGGGGGUUUGGUAUAUGGCCGAUAUACCAGGGAUAAGGGCUUUCCUUAGGCACAACACAGCCCUUAGCCUUGGUAUAGUGGCCAUAUAUCACAAACUCCCGAGGAGCCUUAUUGCUAUUAUAAACUGGUUACCAAAGUAAUUCAUAUUAAAGCAGUAAAAAUAAAUGUUUUGUCAUACCUGUGGUAUACGGUCUGAUAGACCACGGCUUUCAGCCAAUCAGCAUUCAGGGCUCAAACCACCCAGUUUUUAAGAGUGCUGAACAUUAUCAUAUUUGUAGUCUGACCUCGCCUCGUAGCUGAACAUUAUUACACACCCACCCACACACACUCUCUCACUCUCUCUCCUGGAUGUAAGGCAGGCUUGAUAGGUGACAUUCAAACAGUGUCCAGGUGUCUGAGGACAACCCUGUCAACACUGUCACUGAAACCACAGUCAUUGCUCUGCUCUUCAGUUACACCCUGUAUUAAGUGAGAAGGCUUUCUCUCAGGAGAAGGAAACGCAAAUGUCUUAUCUUCAUUUUUAAAUGCUGUGUCCUCUGGGAAAUUAAGACAUUUCCUGACUGCUUUUGAUUGUAAAGUGUAAAGUGGCUUAUUGUCUUGUAUUUAGACCUACUGUAGUCAAUUGGAAGGUAUUGUUGUUUAAUAAGAACUGAGGACUCAUUUGCAUUGUGUUAGUCGAAUAGCUCAUACUCCUGAAAAGUAGAAGAUGGGUAUAGGAACACACACACACACACACACACACACACACACACACACACACACACACACACACACACACACACACACACACACACACACACACACACACACACACACACACACACACACACAAUGCUUCUGAGCUCAUAUCCAACACUUUCAGAGUUACUAAACUCUCUCCUCCCCAGCUGGUUAAUUGCAGGUGAAGGGAACAAGUCCUCUCAGUCCAUCUCCCUGAAUGAGCUUUGUUGUUUCACUGAUUACUUCUGCAAUGCAACACUCGCUCCAUUGUUUACAAAAGGAAGAUAAUACGCAGCAGAGAGAAUAACGCUUUGGUUUGCAGCUCCUGAUUAGAUCUCAUAACUUUUGUUCUCUGUCUCGCUCAUUUCCUAAAUUGCUUUGUGUUCUGUUUGCUUGAUUUCACCUCUGUAAAUCAAGUCCACUAAUUGCUUCUAAUUUCAAUCUCCAGCUGUGUAUGAUAUUAUGCGGCAUCGAAGGUUUAAAAAAUAUAUAUAUAAUUCUCUGAAAGGAACUGUCUCUCUGUGGGAGUUGUAAAGGGACUCCACGCUUGGUGCAGCAUUAUCUUAUUUCUUCAGAUGCAUUCCUAAAGCCCCUGGUUAUCCCACUGACUAGCUAGCAGCAUGAACACCUGCAUCCAGUCAGUGUGGUGCAGUCAGUGGGGCUGCUAACCUGUAUGUGUGCGUGUGUGCGUGCGUGCGUGUGUGCGUGCGUGCGUUUACGCUCUCUACAUUGGUGUUCUGAGUGGCACUGAUUCUGUAUGUGCUGUUGUCUGAGAUGAACUGUUUGUGUGUAUUAUCUCAGAAUUUGUACAUCGUAGGCUUUCGUGAAUGGCUGUGUAUUUGUGUUAAUGCCUUUGAUGGAACUUGUAUUUGGUGGUGUUUGUAUUGGGAGAUUGCAUGUCAAAAUACAGCUUGUUCUUUAUUUAUGAUGUGAGCUUCAAGGAAUGAGUGUGUGUGGUUUAAACUGAAAGUGUGUGUGCGUGCGUGUGCGUGCGUGCGUGUGUGUGUGCAUGUAUGGUGGGUGUGUAUGUGUGUCUGUGGCCGUGCGUACCCACCCUCUAAAUGGGUAACCUUGCCUGGGGCAGUGGGAGCUGGGAGCUGGGAGCUUGGCUGACCGCAGAAGCCAAAUCAUAUCCUGCCACAGCCUCCUGCAGAACAAAACCCACUCCAGCUGGUAAGCGAGCCCACUUUGUCCCCACAUCACUAAUGCCAUGCUUUAGCCUAGAUUGAUGUUAUACUUACAUUGUUCCCUAGCCAACGAAGAAGGAACAAGUCUUGAAAACGGAAUCAAGGGUAACACUUGGCUAAGGCCUCCCAUUAUCUUUUCUGCCCACCUACAAUUACUGAAUGGAUGAGUGCUCUGUCCUCAUCUUUCGCUCUCUCUCUCUCUCUCUCUCUCUCUCUCUCUCUCUCUCUCUCUCUCUCUCUCUCUCUCUCUCUCUCUCUCUCAGCCUUGCAUUUAGACUGAAUGUUGUAUUUACUGCAUGGUAGAACUGCAGACUCAAGGCUACAGCUCCCAGGUUCUGUGUGUGCUGGUAUAAUGACAGGUCUGUGUAAUAAUGAGCUUGGUCCACACUUCCCACACACUGUGGUAGCUGCUGUUCUAGUCUGUGGCAUUCCAUCCUCUUUGAUAGAUACAGGUAAAAUAGCUAAUCUAAUCAGAAUGGCCAGUGUAGUGUAGGGCUAGCCAGCCACUUAGCAAUUCAAAUCUAAUUUCGCCUGAAGCAGCUGAAUAUCCUAAAAUUGGUAGUAAUUUAAUUUUGGUUCCGCAAAUGAUUACAAAAUGAUAAUUUGUGUACUUGCAGCGUUAGGUUUUUGUGAAAGUGGCAGGAUUAGUAAUAGCAAAGGAAGGAUUACCUUUCUUGUAAAAGGUAUGGGAAGGGGAAUAGAAUGAAGGCUGUCACUCACUGCAAUUUCCUAGUGAAAAGCACGAGUUGACACACACAAACACAAAUGUUUGUGAAGGGGCUGACUAACCAUGAGUAAGCAGUAAAAAAAAAUACAUACAUAUAUUCAUAGAAAGAAAGAAAGUUGCACACUAUAUGCUCCCAACAAUUGAAUGGGUUAACCGAACCUACUGUGAAGGCCUCUCCCCGCUCUGUCUACUGGGUGUUGCUGUGCUUACUUCCUGUAGUAGAUUGGUGGGCGGAGCUGGGAGGGUCAGUCAGUGCUGAUUUGGCACACCUGUGACAGCUCAGCUGUGGCAUAAAGCCACUGUUUUCCUUAUUCAGCUCAAGAGAUUCCUCUCUCCAUGCAUGCCUUUGGUUGUUUAGUUGUGGUUUCAGCAGUUGACUCCUAAUUUAUAUCUGUCAUGCCUCAUCUGAUUACUCUUGUGAGUAUUUAUUUUAUUUAUGGAAUAAAUUCAUUUUGUUAUUCCUUUA